Pseudozyma hubeiensis SY62 is the source of this 1428-nucleotide messenger RNA. RefSeq lists its product as hypothetical. NCBI's taxonomy places the organism in Eukaryota, Fungi, Basidiomycota, Ustilaginomycetes, Ustilaginales, Ustilaginaceae. Gene Ontology annotation, cellular component: Rad6-Rad18 complex; nucleus. The record is from RefSeq and is a predicted model, not a curated record. The coding region runs from base 1 to 1428 and encodes 475 amino acids. The transcript is spliced from 2 exons. Gene Ontology annotation, biological process: DNA damage tolerance; protein monoubiquitination. Gene Ontology annotation, molecular function: ubiquitin protein ligase activity; metal ion binding; single-stranded DNA binding.
AUGCAGUCGUCGGUGGCUACCCUCAUGGACGAUGUCACCGACCCCUCCGACUGGAAAGACGGCUUUGCCCUUCUUAGAAACCUCGAUGCGUCGUUACGAUGCGAUCUUUGCUUUGACAUCUACACCUCGCCCGUAUCGAUCAAGAGCUGCCACCACACGUUUUGCUCCACCUGCAUCCGCACACACAUCAACCAGUCCGGCAACAGCGGCAGCUUCUGUCCCAAGUGCAGGCAGACCAAGGCGUACGAUUCCGAAUUGAUACCGCAGCCCGUCCUAGAGGUCACUGCGCUCGAGUGGAAGAGAUCACGUUCUUUCCUGGCUCGGCUACAGUCGGAGCAAAAGGCUCGUCAGAUCUCGUCGCCUCCACCAAUAGCGUCUUCGUCCAAACGUGCGCAGCUGGAUCACGUUGUCGUCGACGAUGGUGCCUCCUCGCCGAGCGCUGCAAGUCCACCACGCAGGUCCAAGCGCAUCAAGACCGAUGUUUCCACGUCGGCAGUUGAACAAAACACAGGCUCGCGCUCUUCCCCCCUCACCAUCCCGGACGACGAUGACGACUUCAUCCACGCCACCGACGACGACAAGGACGACAACGAGCGCGAUGACGACUACGUCGAUGCAGCAGCAAGUGCCCGCGCCUCGCCCUCCAAACGACGCAGUCACAGCGCCAGGGAAGAUCCACCGCCAAAGUCCUCGGAUCGAGAACUCAAAGCGGACGAUCUGGUCCAGUGUCCCAUCUGCAGCCACAAGUUCACCGUCUCGGCCUUGAACCGUCAUCUCGACUCUGCAAGCUGCUACCCCGGUUUUCCAGAACCAUCACCGGAAGAGCGUGGUCUAGCAUCGAAACCCGCCAAACCCGCCUCGUCCUGGUUCACCAAACCCAGCAUCACCUCUUCGUCCUCCCUCUCCACCACCAUCGCCGGCUCGGAUACCGCGAACGAGAAACGACUCCAUCGACCGCAGUACAACCUCAAGUCCGACCGCGAUCUGCGCAAGCUGCUCGACGAUGCAGGUCUCCCCACCUCGGGCGAUCGAGAAAAGCUGGUGGAACGUCAUCGUCAAUGGAUCAACCUCUGGAACGCCAAUCUGGAUUCGACGAAAGCGAGGCGCAGCGCGGGGCAGUUGAGAAGGGAGCUCGCCGCGUGGGAACGCACAAAAUCGUCAGCGAAGGAUCACUCGGCCGUAGUGGAUAGGCAGAAGGGCAGCUGGGUCAAGUCGAACAAGUCGCACUUCGACGAGUUGAUCGCAAAGGCCAGAGCGGGCGUGGAGAAGGAUAGGCGGUUGAGAGAGGCACCAGACGAUGGAGCGGAGAGGAAUGCGGUUGAUGAGAGUGAGGAUCAAAGGCCGAAUGUGAUCAUCGACAGUCCGGCGGUGAAGGAUGUAGCAGAGGAACCUGCGGUAGAACCGCAAGUGCUCGAGUCCGAAUCGUAG